This is a messenger RNA of Penicillium samsonianum, 654 nucleotides long. RefSeq lists its product as uncharacterized. The transcript has a single exon. NCBI's taxonomy places the organism in Eukaryota, Fungi, Ascomycota, Eurotiomycetes, Eurotiales, Aspergillaceae. The record is from RefSeq and is a predicted model, not a curated record. Bases 1 to 654 code for a protein of 217 amino acids.
AUGGCAACCCGUGUUUUUCUCGGUCUUCUUGCACUUUUAGUAUGCGCAUCAGCAUCCCAACUCCAACCUCGCUCCAUCACCCCACCCGAUGGAUGUCCUAUUCCCAUAUGGCGAGUCAACAGUUUUCAAUGGUACAACGGCUCUCACAGUCUUGAUUGUAUCCAUAACAAAGCCGAUAUCGAUGCCAGGGGGUGUCUCUGUGGAAAUGGGUGGUGUGAGCCCGAUCCCGCGACGUGCAAUGGGACUAUGGUCAACGUGUGCUGGACUGGAAUGCCGAACUAUGAGCCAUGGGGUUAUGGUCCGCUGGAAACACUCGCUAUCAACUUCGAGGAUGGCCUUGCUUGCCACGAUCAAUACAUUGGAUACCGCAUUCAUGAUAUGGGCCAUGGCGAGAGCAACUGCGGAUAUGCCGAUCGCGGUGCUGGGCGUAUUGUUGCAUUCUACGGAACCACCAACCUAGAAAGUUCAACGGGGCAUAUGGAUUAUACUCUCGGCGAUGGACAUGCAAUUAAGUGUGAGAAUGGGAGCAGCAUCACCUAUUACGGAAGCACAGACUUCGAGCUGGGCUGCACACACGACGCCUUCUUCAACGCCACUUGUACAGCUCCUGUCUUCGAAAUCCCAGUCCUUGGCUAUAAAUGGGUCCAGCUAUGA